AUGUCUCCCGGAUCUACUCAUCUGACCUAUCAGUCUGAUCGGUGUGACUUUAUAGUGCUGCUGUCCUGGGGCUGUGACUCGGCCAGCGGACAGGGGUCCAGGUCAGCCCCGCAGAGCGCCCAGCCAGAGGGAAGAGACAUCAGUGUUGCUUCCUGCCCGACGCCCCAUCGCUCCCCACUAGCCCCAUGUGCUGGCUCCAGGAUGGCUGUGAGGGAGGCCCUGGUGCCUGGGAGGCUCCCUGACCUGCACCUCUGGCUCAGGCUGCUUCUGUUGCUCUGUGGGGGGUGUCAGGUGGGGCACACCCAAGCCCAUGGUCCCCCACAAGUGGUGGUUCCCCACAGGGUAACGGGCCCUGACAGAGGCGGGAGCCCCAUGGACUGGCUCUCUUAUAACCUGCACUUUGAGGGCCAGAGACGCGUCAUCCACCUGAGAGCCCAGAAGCAUCUGCUGGCCAGACACAUGCCGGUGUUCAGCUACACGGAGCAGGGCGCACUCCUGGAGGAUCACCCUUCCCUCCAGAGUGACUGCUACCAUCGCGGCUAUGUGGAGGGGGACCAGGAGUCCCUUGUUGUCCUCAGCACCUGUUUCGGGGGCCUCAGGGGAGUCAUACAGACCAAUGACAUCAUUUAUGAAAUUGAGCCCAAGGAACAUUCUACCACAUUUGAACACUUGGUGCACAAGUUGGACAGUGAGGAGACAGUCCCUCCCAUGAAAUGUGGAGUAACAGUUGAGGAAAUCGCACGCCAGCUCAAGUUUCAGGAGGGCAGGGAUGCCACCCUGAUGCAGAGCGGCUAUAAAGGGUGGUUGACUCACAGGCAAUUUAUUGAGGUGGCGGUGGUGGUAGACCACAAUCGCUAUGUGCAUAACAAGCGUAAUAUCUCAAAGGUGUACAUAGAAAUGUGCAUUAUUAUGAAUUACGUCAAUGUCUUUUACACAGCACUGCAAGUUGAAGUAACUUUAAUGGGUGUUGAGGUCUGGACAAAAUCAAACCUCAUUGUUGGAGACGACAUUAAACAGUUCUUAAGUGAUUUCUGCAAAUGGAAGACACAAAGCCUUUCAGCCCGCUUGAUACACGAUUCUGCACACAUUGUGAUUAAGAAAGACUUUACAGAUUAUCGUGGCUAUGCAUAUAUAGGGUCAAUAUGUGGCCACUCGAUUAAUUGUGCAGUUGUGGCUGCCAUUGAUGAACAACUGUCUGUGAUUGGACACUACCUGGCCCAUGAGCUAGGCCAUAAUAUAGGAAUGCUUCACAAUGAACCCCCCUGUACCUGUGGAGAACAGCGUUGUAUUAUGGAUGCUGAAAAAAAAUUUGCAACGAAGUGGAGCAAUUGCAGUUACGCUGCCUUCUGGAAAGCUGUUGUUAAAACAACCUGUAUGAUAGCUCCUCCCAAGCCAGAAAAAAUCUUCAGGCACAGGCGCUGUGGGAACACAGUGGUGGAAAUCGGAGAAGAGUGUGACUGUGGCACAGUGACUUCCUGUGAAGGAGAUCCCUGCUGUCAGGUAAACUGCACCAUGACCCCCGGCGCUGAGUGUGCUUCUGGACUCUGCUGCCACGAAUGCAAGCUCUUGCCAUCAGGCGCGUUGUGCAGAGAACAGGAGAACCAGUGUGACCUUCCAGAGUGGUGCAAUGGGACAUCCUCAUUCUGUCCCGAGGACGUGUACGUGCAGGAUGGGUUCCCUUGCUCAGACGGUGGCCACUGCCAUGAAAAGAGAUGCAACGACCGUGAGGAGCAGUGCAGGAAUAUUUUUGGCAAAGGGGCCAAGAGUGCAAAUCUCAAAUGCUAUUAUGAGAUGAACACUCGAGGGGACCGCUUUGGGCACUGUGGUUUCAAAGGUGAAACCUAUGUAAAAUGCAGUAGGGCGGAUGUGUUGUGUGGGAGGGUUCAGUGUGAUGCUGUGACUAAAAUCCCUCUUCUGAGCAAUCACACUACUGUGCACUGGACUCGAUUCAGUGGGGUUAAUUGCUGGAGUACAGACUACCAUUUUGGGAUGACCACUCCUGAUAUUGGGGAGGUGAAAGACGGAACAGUGUGUGGUGUGGACCGCAUCUGCGUCAAGAGAAAGUGUGUCCCAGGGACGGUGUGGAAUAGUUACUGUUCACGGGAGACCUGCAACUUCAAUGGUGUCUGUAACAAUAGACAUAACUGCCACUGUGACCCUGACUGGAAACACCCCUUCUGUGUGACCAAAGGAAAUGGAGGAAGUGUUGACAGUGGCCCGGCACCUUCGAAAACUAAAAGUAAACCUCCCGGAAUUGGUGCAUACUUUACAGUCUUUUGGAUAUUACACUUGUUAUUGUUAUUAAUAGCUGCGGUCGUUUUGAUUUACAAACACUAUGCCAGUGAGCAUCAUAACCCAGUGCAACGUACAAGCACUUCACAGAAAUUUUUCCAGAUGCCUUACUCUGUGUUUCAGACACUGGCCCCUAUAAAUCAAAUGACUUCCUCCCUUGUUGUCCUCAGCACCUGUUUCGGAGGCCUCAGGGGAGUCAUACAGACCAAUGACAUCAUUUAUGAAAUUGAGCCCAAGGAACAUUCUACCACAUUUGAACACUUGAGCGGCUAUGAAGGGUGGUGGACCCACGAGCAGAUCGUGGAGGUGGCCGUGGUGGUAGACCACAAUCGCUAUCUUCAUAAGGGGAGCAAUGUCUCAAAUGUGUACACAGAAGUGUGCCUUAUAAUGAAUUUCAUGAGCGGCUAUUUCAUAUCAAUGGAACUUGAAAUAAUUUUAAUCGGCAUUGAAAUCUGGACAGAGUCCAACCUCCUUCCGGUGGAUCUUAUUGACGAUUUGUUGGUACAAUUUUGCGAUUGGAAGAAAAGUGGCUUUGAUGCCCGCUUGCCACAUGAUGUUGUACAUGUGUUUGUAAAUAAAAAUUAUAAGCCUGUUCUUGGAAAAGCAUAUGUAGCAACAGUGUGUAUCUCUAGACGUAAUUGUGGAGUUAUUAGUGUCACAUCAGACGACCUGCAUGAUAAUGCAUAUAUUAUGGCACACGAGCUUGGCCAUAACUUAGGAAUGUCCCACGAUAAACCACUGUGUACCUGUGGGGCAAAGCACUGCAUUAUGUACCCUAGCAAAGUGGUAGCAGCUAAGUUUAGCAACUGCAGUUACGCUGCCUUCUGGAGGACUGUUAUGAGAACAACCUGUCUGAGGUCUCCUCCCCAGCCAGACAGAGUCUUCAGGCACAGGCGCUGUGGGAACAGUGUGGUGGACUACGGAGAAGAGUGUGACUGUGGCUCAGUGAAGUCCUGUGAAGAAGAUCCCUGCUGUCAGGCAGACUGCACCCUGACCCCCGGCACUGAGUGUGCUUCUGGACUCUGCUGCCACGAAUGCAAACUCUUGCCAUCGGGCGCAUUGUGCAGAGAACCAGAAAACGAAUGUGACCUUCCCGAGUGGUGCAACGGGACAUCCUCGCUCUGUCCCGAGGACGUGUACGUGCAGGGCGGGGUCCCUUGCUCAGACGGUGGCCACUGCUAUGAAAAGAGAUGCAACAACCGUGAGGUGCAGUGCAGGAACAUUUUUGGUAAAGAGGCCAAGAGUGCAAAUCACAGAUGCUAUCGUGAGAUGAACACCCGAGGGGACCGCUUUGGGCACUGUGGUUUCCAAGGUGAUACCUAUGUAAAAUGCGAUAUGGCGGAUGUCCUGUGUGGGAGGGUUCAGUGUGACAUUGUGACAGAGAUUCCUGUUCUGAGCGAUCACACCACAGUGCACUGGACACACUUUAAUGGGGUGUCCUGCUGGAGUACAGACUACCAUUUUGGGGUGACCACUCCCGACAUCGGGGAGGUCAAAGACGGAACAGUGUGUGGUGUGGACAGCCUCUGCAUCCAGAGGAAGUGUGUCCCUGCGUCAGUGCUGAACAGUUACUGUUCACGGGAGACCUGUAACUUCAAUGGUGUCUGUAACAAUAGACAUAACUGCCAUUGUGUCCCCAUGUGGGAACCCCCAUUCUGUGUAAAAAGAGGACGUGGCGGUAGUGUUGACAGUGGCCCUGCACCUCCGAGAAAUGAAACUGAACAGCAGGAAAGUCCUGCAUACCUUACCCUACUCUGGGUAUUACACUUGUUAUUAUUAUUAAUAGCUACGGUCAUUCUAACUUGGCUAAAACGUGAAAGAAAGUCAGAGGACAGUACAAAGGAAACACUAUUCACGGAAGCAUGA
Molecule: messenger RNA, 4158 nt
Organism: Condylura cristata (star-nosed mole)
Lineage: Eukaryota; Metazoa; Chordata; Mammalia; Eulipotyphla; Talpidae
Product: disintegrin and metalloproteinase domain-containing protein 20-like
Exons: 4
Coding region: 1-4158 (1385 amino acids)
Biological process (GO): male gonad development; proteolysis
Cellular component (GO): external side of plasma membrane; plasma membrane; sperm head plasma membrane
Molecular function (GO): metalloendopeptidase activity
Source: RefSeq, a predicted model, not a curated record